AGCCACAGAAGUUAAAAUGGUGUCAAACUGCUUUACUUCUGCAGCGUGGCAACAGCCUUAGAUAUUUGACAAAGCUAUGAUUGGUAUCAAUGCAUGCUAAUAUUUUUGCUUUAUUGUGCAGUACUUCAGCAAGCUGGAAGAAAUCCAUCUCAGAAGACAAUUGAUAAAUACUGGACUACCCAGACCACCACACUGAAUUUUGAUGAUUUUUGUUUCAUCUUAAAACAAGAAGAACCUGUUAAGAGCACAGAGCUACUUAAAGCAUUUGCAAAAAUAGAUGCAAAUAAUGAUGGUUGUCUUCUCCAUAGUGAACUUUCUAAAAUCCUAAUGACUAGUGGUGAAAAAAUGACUCCUGAUGAAGUGAGUGCAAUUCUUGAAUUGGCUGAAGCGAACGCUGAUGGCAAGUUUGACUAUUACAAGUUUUGUAAAUUGUAUAUGACAGUCAAUGAACAGUGUCUGAAGAAUGCACUAGAGAAACUGGAGGCUGACAGUAAACUGAAACGUCAGCAGUUUGGAAACCAGCUUGACAGCUCAUCAGAAAUGGCCAAAUCACCAGUUUCAAAACCAUUACCAAAAACUACAAGGAAAACAGAAGCUGGACCAUUGUUUAGAAAAGGUGUGCAAAGCCCUUCUGUUCCAAGUUACAAAACAUGUGUUUCUUCCACUAUCAACAUGGAUGCCAGCUACAACAAAAAUUCAAAACUGAUUGAAGCAAAUGCAACAAAGGAAUGGCAUUGUGCACAAUCCAAAGGAUGUUUCUUCUUACAGAACAAUGGAGACAUAAUUAGUCAUCAAUACAAGUUGUUCCUGCCACAGAAAUCUACAGUAUGUAUCACCAUCAAGCCUAUAAAGCUUAACCAAAUGGAAGAGAAAGUCUCCCCAUGGUUAGCAGUGGACACAGCUUUGUAUAUAUUCAAGGACAAUGAAACAGAAGACAAUUUACAGCUUCUGAGCUUCACAGAGCUACACAAUAAAGAGGUUUUUGGUUGGAGAGGGGAACUUGAUGCUGGUGUCUAUCGGUUAAUCCCUUUUACCAGUGGCUGUAGAUUCAAAAAAGUAAAAAAGGAAAUUAGAGGAGAAGCCAAACUCGUUUACAGAGAUAGUAGUGGAAAGUUGGUGCUUACUGAGGAGCUCAGAGCUGUCUUAUCAGAAAUAUUUGAAAUGAUUGAUUUGGAUGGAAAUGGCUUCCUCAGCCUGGAAGAAUACAAUUUCUUUGAAAUGACAACUAGUGGUGAGAAAUGUGAUGUAGACACUUGGGCCAUAUGCAAAGAGAAUUUUGAAAUGAAGGGCAAUGAACUCACAAAACAAGGAUUUAUGGAUCUGAAUCUCAUGGAAGCCAGUGAACAAGGCGGGAAACUUGGUGGCCUCUGGAAGACUUUGCUGUCAAUGGGGUAUAGUAGAGCAAUGGAGUUGACUGAGGCAUGCCCCUUUUCUAUUCACAUUUAUGCAGAUAAAUGCAAGCCCCAGAUUAGGCCAGUUUCUCUGGAAACAGGUGGAGAGCAACUUAAGAAUGCCAUCUGUGUGACUGUGGUUGAUAAAGGAGAUGCCAGGCCAAUGGAUCGUAUUGAAAAUAUAAUUAUCCACACGUACAAAUGUGAUACACGGAUUACAGUUGUUAUUGAAAACAAGUCUGAAAGCAAAGCAAUAAUUCACAUAAACAGUGAGCAAAGUAAGAACUGCAUAAAUAAUAGAGGACUUGAUAUUUUUGCUGUUGAAGUGGCUCCCAAAUCCAUGAUGGUCUGUCAGCAUGUGAUGGCACUGAAUGAUAAAGAAGAAUGGAUACACAGUUGUGUUUAUUCUGUCUUGUCUUAAGUGAUUGUGGUUAGGAAAUGACAUUCUCCUGCUUCUUGACAAAGAAGGCCUUUGCUCUGUGAUAUAUGGAUAGCUUGAUUUAUCUCAUCAUUUUUGAAACAGGACAUACUUCCUUAUUUUGGAUAUCCCUGUAAUUGUGAUGAUUUCAGUUACCUUUUCAUACUUUGACAUCACAAAAUACCUGCUUGCUUCUGGAAUACUAUGUAUAUAAACAAAUUUAAAUUUCUUAUGUUCCUAGAUAUUCAAACAGGGACCCUACCCUCAGGGCCUUUUUUAAGCUCGGGUAACUGAUGACUGAAAAGCAAGUCAUUAUUAAUUUUGCCUGUUUGCAGAAAUCUUAAUAUAAGACAGUGAAAUUACAGAAUUCUUUGCAUCAUCAUUAUAUACUAACUGAAACAGUUAACACUUUGACUGUGAUAAAAUAAUAAAUGAAACAAUGUGCAAUUGAUGAAAACAUAAAAUUAAGAUAUCAAGCAAAGGGAAAAUUAGAAAAAUGUGUUCUUGGAUGCAGAGGCUUUUGACACACCCUCUCUGCCAGCAUACUACUGUAAGAACAAAAGCUCUGGAAUUAAGUUAGCAUGUAGAGCAAAGGUGGUAAAAUGCAUAAAGAUGGGAGCAUACUCUAGCCCCCCUAUUCUAUCCCAUUGCUCUUCUUUUCAGAUUUAUAUUGAAUUUUCACUACUACUUUUUGUGCUGCCUUUUCCAGGUUAGAACGCUCUUCACGUGGUUUCCAGCUGCUUUUGGGGCAUGCGUUGUAUAAGCACCCCACCCCAAAAGUGGCCAGAAGCCAUUAUUCCCUGCCUGUCUAUUUUGGGACUUUUAUUUUAUUUUAUAUUCUCCUUUAUCAUUUACUACAUUUCUGAUUGAUAAUUCCUGAGAUAGCACUACACAAUUGAAGGUUCAGUUUUGCUUAAUUAUCGAAGGGGUGAGGGGUUAAACAUCACUGCCCCAGUCUUAAGGGAGGCUCAGACCUCCAUGCAAUGUAACCUAGCAAUGGUUAUUUGUAUCUUCAUAAUCUUGAACAUUUUACUGUUGCUGUGUGGUCCAUGUAUCAUUGAUUUAAAUACUGUGCAGAGACUGCAGAUGAUGUAUAAUUUAGAGGUCCACCCAUUUCCAUUCUUUAGAAUGACAGAUCACCAGGAACAAAUGAUAUCAGUGCUCCAUUUUCUAUCAUCUUCCUAAAGGUGCUGCCCUUUAACUACACAGUGCUGGCAUAAUUUCUGAAAAACAACUUCCUCUCUGUAUCACUUCACAAUAUCUAAGAUAUACCUGUUUGUUACAAACAUGUGCUGCGUACAUAGAACAAAGUUACAGAGCUGUACCCUAAACAGCUCAUAUACAAGAGCUGACUUAAUUUUACAAAACUGGAAGGCCAGAAGUCAUUUUUGGGAAACAACGUGAAAACAUUUCAUUUUGGCUGGCUUUGGGUAGUGAGUGGUCUCUUUUAUUGCAGUCAUCUGUAUUUUUAUAUAGAAGCACUAAAGUGAUGUUCUUUUUCUUAAAUCAGGGUAAAAAAUAGCAAAAUGGCUUUCAAGGGAAUUGUGUGGGGAUUGUAAAUCAGAAUCUGCUUGCUCACCUGAGCUAGAAUAAGCAAAUGUACAUGUACUUAUAUCCAUUUUUUCCUCCACACUGUAGAAUAUAUAUUAUAAAAGACUUGUACCACAACUAAACACUGAAUUACUGCACACAAAAUUUUAGUUAUCACUGUUGGGAUAUAGAGUCACAAUGAAAAUGUACAAUGUGGGUUUUAAUAGUAACCAGGCAUAAAAGGGUUACUGUGAGCCAUAAUGAUUAGGCAUUUAAACAGGAAGUGACAUAAAAAAAUAGUCAACAAGUGCUGUAAAGUACUGUAGGAUGCUGCAGUCUGAAAAGUCCCUCAAGAGGGAGGCUGGAUCCUUUGUGGCACCAAAGGGGGAGGCAAAGCCUAGUAGCCUCACGGAGCCCUUGCUAGAGUAGUGAGGAGCAUUUUACUCAGAGUGGGUUGUUACUAGUGUGGGUGGUGUCGAUGUAUAUAGUGUUGUACACAGUGGAACUUCUU
This is a messenger RNA of Sceloporus undulatus (fence lizard), 3850 nucleotides long. RefSeq names its product EF-hand calcium binding domain 7 (gene EFCAB7). NCBI's taxonomy places the organism in Eukaryota, Metazoa, Chordata, Lepidosauria, Squamata, Phrynosomatidae. The transcript has 12 exons. The coding region runs from base 94 to 1812 and encodes 572 amino acids. The record is from RefSeq and is a predicted model, not a curated record. Gene Ontology annotation, molecular function: calcium ion binding.